This is a messenger RNA of Aspergillus luchuensis, 519 nucleotides long. RefSeq names its product putative NADH-ubiquinone oxidoreductase 178 kDa subunit. The record is from RefSeq and is a predicted model, not a curated record. Lineage: Eukaryota; Fungi; Ascomycota; Eurotiomycetes; Eurotiales; Aspergillaceae. Gene Ontology annotation, cellular component: mitochondrion. The coding region runs from base 1 to 519 and encodes 172 amino acids. The transcript has 3 exons.
AUGUUCUUCGCUAGGCGAUCGGUGGCUUCGGCGCGGCUCCUACUGCGGAACCAGCAGCCCCGGCGAUUCGACUCGCACGCAGCUCACCAUGCCGAGCCUGUGAACGAGAGCUUCGGCCGCAGUUUCUACGUCACCUUCGGCACCUUCGCGUCCGCCUUCGUUCUGUACCAGGUGUCCAAGUCGAACGAUAACUCCGGCUCCCCUUCAUGGAUCACCAACCUCAUCCACAAGUGGACUCCGGACGAGAAGAUCUUUGAGCAGAGAAAUGCCAUCCACACGGCCGCCAUGGAGAAGGUCGCUCAUGACCGUCACUUGUUCGCGAGUCAGGGUCCUCGCGAAUUCAUUGAAUUGAAGCAGCCUGAGGUCAGCUUCAGCGCCGUCGCUCCUUACAAUGUCGCCCCCGGCCAGAGCGCCGAUCUGAGCCAUGUUGUCGCUCACUACCAGCGCCAGAAUCAGGAAAUGGAGGCCUCCCGUGUGGCCCGGAUGCAGGACGGCAAGGUCGUGUCUCUUUAUGAGUAG